AUGGCAUCAGAUGGAAAGAGAAAGGAGGCAGAUGCUGCCAUGAAGGAGGGUGACAAACUGAUUACAAAGACAUUGUUUAGAUGGAAGCCUGAUUGGAUGGCCGCCCAAUCUUAUUAUGAAACAGCAGCUAAAUACUAUCGAACUGCCAAGGUCUAUGACUUGGCCAAGUAUUGCUUCAAGCAACUGUCAGUCUGUCAAGUAAACUCCGAUGUCUUCUACCUUGCUGCAAAGAGUAUUGAAUCAGCCUCUGCAAUGGCAAAAGAGACAGGAAACAUACAAGAGACGACAGACUUGUUGAUAGAGGCGAGCAAACUUUAUAGAACAAACGGCAACUCAUACGCUGCUGCUGAUGCAAUGGCCAAGGCUGCAAAGAUGUUGGAGGACACUGACCUAAAGAGAGCAAUUGAGUUAUUGAACGAUUGUUGCGAGUUGUUUGAGUUGGAUGACAAGGAACAUUACUCUGGCGAUACUUUCAAGAGCACUAUAUCAUUGUUGUUGAAGCAUAAGAUGUAUGCAGAGACUGUUGACCUCUUGCUCGUUCAAAACAGAGUGUUUGUCAAGUUGAGCCAGACACACGAUCUUCACAAGUCAUGCCUCGGCGCAAUCGUCAUCAACCUUGCAAUGGACGAUGUAAUCAGUGCCAAGAGAAGAUACGAAGAGUUCUUGAUCCAAGAGGGCACUAAUGCUCUUGAGCUUAUUCAUGCCUUUGAGAACAAUGAUAAUGAGGCAGUCAAGAAGAUCUCGUCGCGACCAUUGUUCAACUUCUUGGAUAAUCAGAUUGCAAAGAUCGCCAAGAACCUGGCAGUGGCAGACUCUGUGACUGGUGCCGUUGGAAAGGAAGAGAGUGUACUCUAA
Acytostelium subglobosum LB1 is the source of this 855-nucleotide messenger RNA. RefSeq lists its product as hypothetical. Gene Ontology annotation, biological process: intracellular protein transport. Gene Ontology annotation, molecular function: syntaxin binding; soluble NSF attachment protein activity. Bases 1 to 855 code for a protein of 284 amino acids. The transcript has 5 exons. The record is from RefSeq and is a predicted model, not a curated record. Lineage: Eukaryota; Evosea; Eumycetozoa; Acytosteliales; Acytosteliaceae. Gene Ontology annotation, cellular component: vacuolar membrane; SNARE complex.